Molecule: messenger RNA, 3303 nt
Organism: Penaeus chinensis
Lineage: Eukaryota; Metazoa; Arthropoda; Malacostraca; Decapoda; Penaeidae
Exons: 2
Coding region: 1500-3302 (600 amino acids)
Source: RefSeq, a predicted model, not a curated record
UGGGUCACAGAGUCAUUCAGAUGUAAAGUGGUUUCCAGUUUUACCCAUUGAAAGAACUGGUGGUGGCAGUAAUACCUUAAUCGUAACAGAUGUGAUUAUAAUUCUAUAUUUACAGAUUAAUCUACAUUUUGUUUACGACAGUGGUGGCGGCGGUGGUGCUGCUUUUCCAGUUUCACGUUACUUUAAAGGGUUGUUUGUAUAACCUCCAAUUUUUUUUGCAGCUACGGUUCCACAGGACGUUGUCGUAGUACAUUUUUAUUGCAUAGACAGUUGGUUUUAAAUUCUCAUAUUCCUUUAAAUAAGAUUUUUGCUUGUAUAAUAUCUUAUUAUUUGUAAAAGGUAGUUUUUAUUUUCUACAGGGUAUAUUUUCCUGUACUUUGUAGUUUUGCGGGCCUGUUGCUAUAUAAAAUCUCACCAUAUCCCGCAUUCUUCCCCCCCCCCCCCCUUUUGGAGCUACAGAGUGUGGUCGGAGGGUUGCUUACAUCUACGCGCUGCUGACCUUUGACCGCGUUGGCACAACGUCAGCGGUCACUAGGCGAGCGGCCCUACCGAGACCUUGGGCAUGAGGGACGGGGUACCGGGGUAUCUGGGUGAGGGGAGCGGCGCGGCCGGGGUGGAUCGGUGGUGUGACCGGUGACGUCAGAGCAGACUGCCCGGGCAGUGUCACGGGGUGUCGCGGGACAGCGCGGUCAGGCGGAGCAUUCCGUGACGUCACGGGCGAGGAGGUCGCGCGGGAGUGCCUCCAGGGCGGUGCGGUGUUGCCGUUUGCAACUCGGUGUCUGAUUUUAGUUUUCGUGUUGUUGUUUUCUUCGGGUGUUUGUCAAAUUUUCGCACAUGGACGAGAGUGGGCUGAGGAAUGUUUUAGGAAGGGCGGCAGAGGAUUUAAUUAAUUUUCUGUUCCCUACUGGAACUCGCUCUACUUCGGAAAGGGUAUCCUUGUUGGAAGGGCGAGUGCCAGCUGCUAUAGAUGAUAUUCUCGCUACAGUAAACAAGGAAGGCCUGGUGCCAGUGACCGAUUUACCAGAGAUUCUGGAUAAUUUUGUUCGUGUACUAUUGCAGGGCACGGGGACAGAUAUCGAAGGCGCGACAGGGUAUGCAGAGCCCGGCAAAGGGAGAUGUUAAAGCUGGGAGGCAAACGAUGGGUCUGGCAUCAUCUUUGUCCCCCGGGGGAAAGCAACUUAUGGGUAGGGCACAGUCGGUUACGGGUGGAGGAGAUGUACAAUAAGCUGAUAGCUCUACCAUUUGCCUGUAGUGUCACAAUGGGGGCCACGCCAUGAAUGAUUGUACCGCUCUAAUUAGGAUGUUAAGGAGGGUAAGAUCGGUCGGCGGCCCCAGGCUCAGGUUAAGUGUGCAUAUUGUCACGGUGUUGAGGCUUGCUCAGUUUUUCAGAGUGAUCUGCAAGGAUACCGUGGAGAGCAACAGGCCAGUGGUACUCGGGGGGCAUCACCGGACAGAGGGAUGGUCGCCGGAUCGAGGGACAGGAGGCCAGGUAGUAUGUUAUGUUUUUACUGCCAGCGGCCAGGUCACAUGAAGUUACACUGUCCAUUGCGUCUGCAGAAGAAAGAGGGGGGUCAGGGCUCCCCACCUCCGUAUUCAAAAAACGGGGGGAGAAAGGGGAACAAUUAGAUGUUUUCCCUUGUGUAGCUCCUCAUAGUACAGGUGAAGGGGCUCUGGCUAGGGCAGCAGUUUCUCCUUUAGGAGAAGGGAGAGUUAUCACUGUACAGUCUUUUGGUACAGGGUUACUGUUGUUUGACUUAGUAGUUUUUGGUGAACAAACGAAGGUCGUGUUUGAUACGGCAGGGGAGUGUUCACUAGUUUGUAGUAGUUUUCUACAGGGAAGGAAAUUAGAGGUAAGAGAUUCCGAUCUUAAGGUCAGAUGGGGUGGUGUCACUGACAUAGGCCAAAGAGGGGAUGUUGAUAUUCCACUGGAGUUUGGGCCAGUCAAGGUAAAGCAUUCAUUUUUAGUGGCGGAUUCAUGGAAUCUGCCAGGGAAGCUGUUGUUAGGAUGUGAUUUUAUUAGGACACAUCAGGUAGUAUUUGUUAACCAUCCACCUCAACCCAUCCAACUGUCGAUCGAGGGUCAACAGGUGGAUGUGGUAUGGAGUCCCGAGGCAGGCUCAAUUGCUACCGAGGCUUGCGGUUGUAGGGGGCCCCCUACAACCAGUCCGGGGAGACCGACACCGACUACGCCUGGUGCGUCGGUCCCUGGGGAGGUAGCAGGAGCAGACCAAAGGGUACUCAUAAAUGAGGAGGAGGACACUGGAUAUAGUGGGGUAGCUACCUUAAGAGAGAGCCAGAUUUUAGAGGCACAUUCGUGUGGGGUGUUAGAGUUAGAACUCGGUGGGGAUGGAGAGGUUCCGGGAAGGAUAGGUUCCAUGCUGUUUAUACCACGGGAGUUCGCUGGCUUAAGACUUUCGGAGGGGGUAGUCGGGAUACGACGGUCCGGAAAUAGUCUUUGGUUCAGGGUUCCUUAUGCAGUGGAGGAGGAUUUUCCGGUUGAGGUAGAGUCAACGGUCUGCAUAGGGGACGUCGUCGAGUUGCAAAAACGUCAACUUGACGAGGACAUAGUUGCGAUAGGAGCUGUCAAGGCUAGCAUAAGUACUACAGACUCAAAGGUAGUUAGGUUGCUAGAGGAGGUAGAUAGCUGGUUCGCAAGGGGUUCCAAGGAACAUGACAUGUUGUCAGGGUUAGUUCGAGAGGGGGUAGUCGGGAUACGACGGUCCGGAAAUAGUCUUUGGGUCAGGGUUCCUUAUGCAGUGGAGGAGGAUUUUCCGGUUGAGGUAGAGUCAACGGUCUGCAUAGGGGACGUCGUCGAGUUGCAAAAACGUCAACUUGACGAGGACAUAGUUGCGAUAGGAGCUGUCAAGGCUAGCAUAAGUACUACAGACUCAAAGGUAGUUAGGUUGCUAGAGGAGGUAGAUAGCUGGUUCGCAAGGGGUUCCAAGGAACAUGACAUGUUGUCAGGGUUAGUUCGAGAGUUUCCAAGAGUGUUUUCUCUGGAUGACGAACCACUGGAAAUCUCUGAUCAGUUUUUCCAUGAGAUUAGGGCAGAAGGACCACCUAUCUAUAAGAAGUCAUAUCCGAUCCCUUUAAAGUAUAGGGAAGAGAUUAGGCGCCAGAUCGAGGAUAUGAUGUCGCAAGGGGUGAUUUCACCGUCGUGGUCUCCUUAUAACAGUCCAUUGGUACCAGUCCGGAAGAAAGACGGAAGUCUAAGGCUGUGCUUGGAUUUUAGAUUGUUAAAUGAGGUAAUUCAAGAUGAUAGUUAUCCGUUGCCACACAUAGUUACGGUCUUACAACUUUAAA